This is a messenger RNA of Ambispora leptoticha, 2337 nucleotides long. The record is from the annotation of a GenBank genome assembly. Lineage: Eukaryota; Fungi; Glomeromycota; Glomeromycetes; Archaeosporales; Ambisporaceae.
AUGAUAUACAAUAGAAUAAGGAAAGAAGCUAUACGCUUUCUGUAUAGUUUUUCUCAAAGACCUAAGCGAUGUGAUUCGUUGGCAAUUUGGCAAAAAAAAAGUUCUUUCGCUCAUCAACAGUUUCCAACACCAAUAGUUACUUCCUUCAGUUUAGGACGUAAAAAUCAAGACGAGUCACUUCGCCUAAUAUUCGACAAUUAUGAUGAAUGGCAUUCAUUUUGUGCUCUGCAAUAUAAUUAUUUCUCAAGUUCUUUAACAACCAAGUCGGCGGGGUUAUUUCGAAAUCCCGAGUUAACGUCACCACAAGGUUUUCAAGUGGCGACCGAUAAAGCUUUGAAUAAAGCAAAAUCUAUAGUUAAUAGUAUUCGCAUAGCGAAUACUGAUGAUGAAUUACGCAUGGUGGUAAAGAAUUUAGAUCAAUUGUCAAAUGUGUUAUGUUCAGUGAUAGAUUUGGCGGAAUUUAUUCGAAAUGCUCAUCCAGAUCAAGAAUUUUCACAAGCGGCAAAUCGUGCUUAUGUAGAUUUAUGUUCGUAUAUGAAUACCUUGAAUACAAAUACUGAAUUAUAUAAGGUAUUGAAAUACGUGCUUUCAACACCUAGAAUCUCUUCACAUUUUUCUGACGAAGAAGUGCAAGUAGCCAAUGUGUUUUUACGUGAUUUUGAGAAAUCGGGUAUUCAUCUUCCCUCGUCACAACGAGAACAAUAUGUAAAAUUAUCUGACAAGAUUAUUGCACUUGGUUGCAAAUUCGCACAAACACCCCCAACUAGAGCUAUUAAACAAAUUGGAGUUUAUCCCGCGUCACGUCUUGAAGGACUGAAUCCGGAGUACAUAGAAAAUGUCAAUCGGAAUAAAGUGGCAGUAUUACAAACUAAUCAAUGGGAAAUGGUGUUGAAAUACGUGAAAGAUGAGCAAGUACGAAAAGACAUGUAUAUAGCUGCAAAUUCUGCGUCUAAGUCUCAAAUAGAUACAUUAGAGGAUUUAUUGAGAACAAGAGCAGCAUUGGCCAAUCUUGUAGGCAUGGAGAGUUACGGUCACAUGUUUCUUAACGAUAAAAUGGUUAAAACACCAGAUCAUCAUCGUCCUAAGGCACUUGCGGAUCUUAAGCUUCUUCAAAAAGCCAAGCAAAAAUAUACGGACUCGAAAGUUCCAGUAACAUUAAAUGCAUGGGAUCGGGAUUAUUACACCGCUGCGGUGAUGUCACAAUCUUUUACUCAGCCAUUAGCCCCAAUUUCUCCCUAUUUCUCUGUUGGCUCCGUCAUUCAAGGAUUGUCGAUGCUUUUCUCACGAUUAUAUGGUAUUUCAUUUCAACCCGCCGAAGUUUUGCCUGGUGAAGUGUGGCAUGAAGAUGUUCGGAAAUUGGAUGUUGUCGAUGAGACAGAAGGAAAAGUCGGUACUAUCUACUGUGAUUUGUUUCAUCGACAUGGCAAAUUCCAAAAUGCUGCUCAUUACACUGUAAGAUGCUCGAGACGCGUUGAUGUUGACCAUGAUAACAAAAGUGAUUAUCUCAUUUCUGAUAAUUUGGAUUUAACAGAAUUUAAUGAUUUACCGUCAUUUAAUCGAGGAGUGAAAGUGAACGGAAAAACCGGACUUUAUCAGCUGCCUGUUGUAGUGUUAAUGUGUGAUUUUGCAAGACCAAUAAGUCGAAAUGAUCCAACUCUACUAAGUUGGAAUGAAGUAGAAACAUUAUUCCAUGAAAUGGGUCACGCGAUGCAUUCCAUGAUUGGUCGAACAGAUUUUCACAAUGUUGCUGGUACCCGAUGUCCUACAGAUUUUGUGGAGUUACCGUCAAUAUUAAUGGAACAUUUUGUCUCAUCGCCUCAAGUUCUCGAAAUAUUCGCGAAUCAUUAUCAGACUCGAGAUCCAAUACCCCAUAAUUUAAUCCAAUCUCAUAAAAAAGCACAUUCAACAUUUGCUGCAAUCGACAUACAACUUCAAAUAGUAAUGGCUUUACUAGAUCAACUUUAUCAUUCAUCACUCGCCACAACUCCGUCUUUUGACACGACAGCCAUUCUAGCUAAUCUACAAGACACGGUCGGUCCAUUUCCGUCCGUGCCAAAUACUGCCUGGCAAAUACAAUUCGCGCAUUUAUUUGGAUACGGGGCAGGCUAUUAUAGUUAUUUGUUUGGACAAGUUCUAGCGGGGAAGUUAUGGAAAGAAAUUUUCGAAAAGGAUCCACUAAGUAGAGAAGCUGGGGAAAAGUUCCGCCGAGAAGUUUUGCAAUGGGGUGGAUCACGGGAUCCGUGGUUAUGCGUGGGAAGCGCGCUCAAUGACGAGAGAAUUGUUGCGGGUGAUAAUAAGUCGAUGCUUAUUGUUGGAGAAUGGGUCGAUUCUCUUUGA